Molecule: messenger RNA, 1297 nt
Organism: Microtus oregoni (creeping vole)
Lineage: Eukaryota; Metazoa; Chordata; Mammalia; Rodentia; Cricetidae
Product: ral guanine nucleotide dissociation stimulator-like
Exons: 5
Coding region: 423-776 (117 amino acids)
Source: RefSeq, a predicted model, not a curated record
GCCACCAAUGGCCACCGUCUGAGCCAGAAGGCUUCAUUCUUCACGCCUGCGGGUUGCCUGCCUCCCCGGCCCUUGCUCUUGCCCUGCUUCUGCAGACGUUUCAACACUGAGCUUGCACAAUGUCUCUGAAACAUGGAACAACUUGCUAACUACAGGCAAAGCUAUUGUUAUGUCGGAUAAAGUUGAGAGAGCAACACGGAACGACCAUUUCUCAGGUGGAGAAGGAGCCUGCACCAAAGGAGUCUGCCCCAAUUGUCCUGAAGAAGACUGCCCCAGAGGAGAGGAAGGAGUCUGUCCCAAAUGACCUGGAAGAGUCUGGUCUAAGGGAUGUGAAGGAGCCUGAUCCAAAGGAGCCAGGGGUGUUUGCCCCAAAUGAGCCAAAGGAGUUCUGCUUCAACACGCUGGAUGUGCUGGUGGAUAGCAUGUUGACUGCUGUGCAGGACGGGGACCGUAAUUCUCUGAUAGCCUUCCUGUGCGUAUACCCGAUGUGUGCCACCAUCCAGCAGAUACUCAACGUAGUCUUCAGGCGGUAUGCAUACUUCCGCCCUGAAUGUGAAGAGGAUGAAAAAGUAAAGAACGUCAUCUGUACCCUCCUGCACACAUGGAUGGACGAGUUCCCUGGGGAUUUUUCAAAUACCACAGACCUGUCCCUUCUUAAGAAGGUGAAGACCUACCUGAUGUUGAACAUGCCAAACUCAGACCUUCUUGUUCGUUUCCAUGAGAUCCAUAUGAAUUUGGAGGCAGAAGUGGACAGUGAUUCAGAAGAUAGUGAAUGAGUAAGCCCAGAUCCGCAGAGCUGCAGGGAGAGCCACACAUGGACAGAUCUAGACCUCCAGGCUGUUGACCAACAUCAAAGCCUGUUAACCAGCUACUUUCAAGCCUGAACCACCUUGUGCACUAAGCCGGAGAGCGGAAAACCCAUGAGAAACAUCUGUGCCACGUGUGAAGCUGGAGCAGCAGUUGGGUCCCCACUCCUGCCAUCAACCAUGGAUGCUGCAGCCGCUCAGCCUCUCACCCUGUCAUCAGACAGUGCAAGUUCUUCUGGGAGAGUUAACUCCCCCGGCAACGGCCCAGCCCCCUUGCUCCUCUCGGCAUCCCUCAUCUCUCUGCUCUGCAGACAGCACCAGUCCUGUUGUUCCCCACAGAAUCUCCCCUGAUUUCAGCCCAGCAGCACUCCCAGACACCCCAGCCAGCUUCCCCUCCCCUGAGUCAUUGUUUUCUUAUUCUUAAGGAUGUUUUCUAUUUGUGUUAGUUUUAAUAUUGGUUUUAAUAAAUGGUUCUUGUUUGUUGUUCAUUG